GGGAUGAGCAGCACAGGGGCCGUAACUGGUGUCCUGAGAGCCACAGGAGGGAAAAUCCAUUGGGGAUUUGGCUCCCAAAGAAGGGGUGGGAGGGGAACCCAGCUAACUUCAGUGUUUUCUGAGGGCUGGAACGAUGGGAUCCUACGCAGACUAUGAUGAGAAACUGCUGCCUCAAAGGGACCAGAGGGACCCGGAGAAGCAGGACUUGGCCGAGCUGGGGGAGGACAUCCAGGACAUGGAGCUGAAGGAGGAAUGGCAGGACGAAGAGUUCCCGGGGCCUCUCCCGGAGGAGGUCUCUGAGGAGGACCUUGAAGACUCUGGCGGGGAGCCCAGCCUAGUUGCCCCCAACACCCUGGAGCUGUGCGGGAAGCGGCACAUGAAGAAGCGGCUGCCGGCACCGGAUCUCAGCCUCUCUUUAGACCGGGCCGAGGGCUCGGUGCAGUCGGGCGAUUACCCGGAGCGCACGCCGGAAGGCAGCCUGGACAUCAACGUGGACGAACUGGAGACACCGUCUGAGAGCGAGCUGCUGGACGGGCCAGAGGGCGGCCAUGACUUUGAGUGGGAAGAUGAACUGCCCAGGGCCCGGCGCCUGGACAGCAGCCUGCUCGAGGAGAAACUCGGCGAGGGGCGCGUGGUGGACGUCGAGGACAAGGAUGGACGGAAGUGGAGGAUCUUCCUGACGGACGAGCGGGAGCAGAAAGUGGAUCUGAGUGUCGUCGAGCCCUACAAGAGGGUCAUCUCCCAUGGGGGGUACCAUGGAGAAGGCCUCAACGCCAUCAUCCUCUUUGCCUCCUGCUACCUGCCCCACAGCAGCAUCCCUGACUAUCCAUACGUGAUGGAGCACCUGUUCAGGUACAUCAUCGGGACGCUGGAGGUGAUGGUGGCAGAAAGCUACAUCCUGGUGUGUCUGAAUGGCGCCACGCUCCGCAGCCAGAUCCCGUCCUUCGGCUGGAUAAAGCAAUGCUACCGGACCAUCGACCGGCGGCUCCGGAAGAACCUGAAGGCCAUGAUUAUUGUCCAUCCCACCUGGUAUGUCAAGGCGCUGAUGGCCGUUAUCCGCCCCUUCCUCAGCUCCAAGUUUGGCAGGAAAGUGCAGUUCGUGGACAGCCUGUGGGAGCUGUCGCAACAGAUUCCUCUUGAGCAAGUGCACAUCCCCGACUGCAUCCGACAGCUGGAUCACAGCUGGAACGGCUCCAGGGACACACAGCGGUGAUGCUGCACGGCAGCAGACCCCAGCGCCAGUAGGGGGCAGUCGCGCUGCGUAGUUCUGUAACUCCUGUUACUUCUUCCCACCAGUGUUCCUUUAAAGGAGAAACCGAAACGACCGUGUUUGGGAAAGGCGGCUUUGUAAAUAGGUCCAGCUUAAGUGGAUGCAUUGGUUUAAACACUGGGGGGCUUCUAAGGUUAGGCCGGUUUAAAUGGAGGACUUGGCUUACACAGGUUUUUAUGUGAGUGCUGUUACAGUUAGAAACGUGACUGUAGGAGCAUAUGCGAUACUGGGCUCAGUACGGGGCCCUCUGGCCUGUGAGACAGGCAGUCAGACCAGAUGAUCUAACAGUCCCUUUUGGUCUUGCAAUCCCUCAGAGCCCGAACCUCUACACUACACUUUUAUAGUUCCGCAGGCCGAGUCAGCUGACCCAGACCAGCCACAGGGUUUUUAUCACCGUGUAGACGUACCCCUGUGGAUCUAAAACCAGAGUGGCUGUUGGUCUCAGUUGGACUGAUCCCGGUUGGCUUUAUGGAUGGAAACAAGUUUUUUUUCACCUGCACAGCUGCUGCAGCUACAGGAGAGGGAGUAAUUUCGCCUUAGCGCAGCGCUGGCCAAAGAAGCAGGAGUUCCUUUGAGCCCCGAAGAACUGAUCCAGGUCUGGAAGAAGGCGCUGGAUUCUGUUCUGCCUCCUGCAUCCUGGUGGAAUCGGCACUUCGGCUCCAGCUGCAGAAUUCUGUUCCCAAGAGGCAGAUAAAGCCCAGGUCCUGGCAGCUGGAAAAGUGAUGCUCCAGUUUGUACGCUGACCAGCUCCAGGUUAGCCUGGAAGGGAGAGGGGAGAACGGGGACCCGCUGGGGAAAGUAGUGCGGCAGCGUUAGCUUUGUUAAUUCCUGGCGCCUUUCAAGGGAAGUGUCUCCAUUUGCAAAUGGCACCGAAGCAGCCAGGACCCAGGUGGCUGGAAAUACCGUGCCCAGGGUCAAAGACUUCACUCUGCAUCCUGCCACAGCUCCCCCUAGGCAGUGACGGGACGCUGCAAGCUGGCGAGCGGGACAAGGGCAAAUGUAUUUCACGGAGAGCGUUUUUCUCCCAAGCGUUUAUUGUCAGGCGUCUGAUGCAGGAAACUAACCAGCUCUCCCAAUACCCAGGCCCAUAAUAACCUUGCAUUUAACUUUCCCAGCCUACACUUCCUUGCUGUUUGUCUCUGUCCGCUGCCCAGGCGUGCAUCCUUAGUCCUCGUUUAGCGUAAGAUCUCUUGGGUGUAUGUCCUCAGCCCCGCAUAACAUUGCACAUGUGGGGGUGAGGAAGCUGCCAGAGUUAACCCCAUGUUACUCAGACAUUUUAAAACAACAAAUGGCCUGCCACAUUACCGACAAACCCCCAGGCUGUUAAAGCUGCAGGAAGUUUUCAGAGCUGAGUGGGAGAUUUUCCAAGGCACAGCUGGCAAUUCACUCCCCAGGUGCCACUGACUUUCAAUGGGUGCCCAACAGCCCUAGGUGGCUUUGGCACGUCACUUUUCACCUCUUAGCUGUUCUCUUUUGUUUUGUUUCACUUCGGUUGAGGCAGAGAGUCUGUACCGAGCAGUUUCACUUUCUGGUUGAUGCUGCGGUGUUUGGGAUCCCAGUACUGCAAGGGGGGGCGCUGAAUUUUCACAAGCACCGAAGGGACUUAGAUGCAUUUUCAAGUGCCUUAUGGCCAGAGCCUCAAAGGUGCUUAGGUGCCUAACUCCCACGCAUGUCACUGGGAGUUGGGCACCUAAAUAUGUCUGAGACGUUGGGCCUUAGGAGCCUAGAUCUCACUGAAAGGUGAUGGGACUUCGACGCCUGUCGCUUAGAUGCUUUAGAAAAUUUUACCCCAAGUCCCAUUUUCGAAAGUGACUUAGGCAAGAUUUUUAAAAGGGACUAGUGAUUUUGGGGGUCUGAUUUGAAGGGGCCUGACUUUCUAAGGGUGGGAGCUCGGCGCUUUAUGUCUUGCAUCUGAAGAAGUGAGGUUCUUACCCACGAAAGCUUAUGCCCCCAAUACUUCUGUUAGUCUCAAAGGUGCCACAGGACCCUCUGUUGCUUUUUAUGAAAAGCAGGGGCCUUUAAGUAUCUCAAGCUGUCGUCCCCCCGUCCCCCAAAUGAGGCACCCAAAAUCGCCAGUCACAUUUCAAAAUCCCAGCCUAAGUCUCAGGUAAAGUCCAGGAGAUUUUGGCUCCUAAGUCCCUUAGUCUCUUUUGAAAAUGGGAUUUGAGAGACAGAUUUUUAAAGGUACUUAGGAGCCAAAAGGUGCACAGAGGUGCUGGGGAAGGCUCAAAAAUGCCUAAUUCCCAUUGGUCUGGAGUUGAACCUAGGUGCUUCUGAAACUCCCACGAGCAGGGCCGGCGCAACCCAUUAGGCGCACUACAAUUUGGGGGGCAGCAACCGCAGCGGUAUUUCAGCGGUGGGACCUUCCACCGCCUCUGUGGGGGGGCAGCAUUUUGGGGCGGGACCUUCCGCCGCCUAGGGCGGCAGAAAAGCUGGCGGGGCUCGUGCCCACGAGAUUCCCCAUCUGCAUCUUUAGGCACCUAAAUACCUUUAAAAAUGUCCUGAGGCUCCUAAGUCACUUAGGGGGGCGUUUGAAAAUGUUACCCUUGAUCUAAACCCCAGCUGUGUUCUUUGAUGUAAAUAUAGCAGCUGCUUGAACGAUGCCUUAGACUGGAAGCUCUUUGGGGCAGGGACUAUUUGUUCUGUUUCGCAGCGCCAGCGCCAUGGGGUCCCAGGCUGCCAGGCACAACCACUGUGCACAUCAUAACACUGGCAUCAAGGAUGACAUGAGGGGAGAAAAGAGGGGCUCAGGGGGACCCCCAAAAUGUCUGUAACUGAGGUGAAAUGGGAGGGGAUGGGGCCUCAGCAAAUAUGAUGGGCCGGGGCCCCAAAUUUCUCUUGAUAGGGCUGAUUGGAACCGCAUGGGGGGCUCGGAGCCCAGGCUCCAGUCCACGCUCACACAUCUACCCUGCAAUUUUUAACCCCCCAAACCCGAAUCAGCCAAUCUGGGCCAGCCGUAGCCGUGCUGUGGGUCUUUUAUUGCAGCGUAGAUGUACCUAUUGUCCGGGGUAAGCUGGAGGGGGUUUCUGAGAUCAGCAGAUGGCACUCCCAUCCCCUGAGAGUCUGGGUACCAUCUCCCCCAUCCUAUCCCUCCCAGAGCAUGGCAGACACAUGCCACAAAGCUGGGCAGCCCCCACGGCACUGCGGUAACUAUUUUGAAAAGGCUGUUGCACGGGCUGGUGCUUGCACUUUUUGCACGUUCACAAGUGGAUGCGUUUAGCACCGACGCUCCAGGCACUGUAUUUA
Messenger RNA from Trachemys scripta elegans, 4516 nucleotides. It is a transcript of the gene BNIPL, whose product is annotated as BCL2 interacting protein like. NCBI's taxonomy places the organism in Eukaryota, Metazoa, Chordata, Testudines, Emydidae. Bases 134 to 1213 code for a protein of 359 amino acids. The record is from RefSeq and is a predicted model, not a curated record. Gene Ontology annotation, cellular component: cytoplasm. The transcript is spliced from 10 exons. Gene Ontology annotation, biological process: apoptotic process.